Messenger RNA from Oryza sativa Japonica Group (Japanese rice), 2150 nucleotides. RefSeq names its product cytochrome P450 71A1. The record is from RefSeq and is a predicted model, not a curated record. Gene Ontology annotation, molecular function: heme binding; oxidoreductase activity, acting on paired donors, with incorporation or reduction of molecular oxygen; iron ion binding. NCBI's taxonomy places the organism in Eukaryota, Viridiplantae, Streptophyta, Magnoliopsida, Poales, Poaceae.
AUAAAUUAGAAACUUAGCCCUCAAAUAACCUAAUAUAAAGUUCGCUCAUAUGAAAAUUUAAACUCAAAACCUUAGGAUACUACUCAGAUCACUGCAACCACUAGACAUGUCCUUUUACGCUUAUUUUCUACAAUAACAACUAUACGCGAGAGCUACAUUUUUGUCUUCGUUUUAAUCACGUCAACCAGCAUUUUGGCUUUUCCAUCAACACAAAUUAUUCGGCGAUGUUAAAUCACUGUCAUUGGACACAAGCGGAUCGAGCCGAGUACACUCGUUCAGACAUGGAGCUCUCGUCGCUUGCUGCUCUGUUGCACUCACCCCUCCUCCUUGCCGUGCUCCUGCUCGUCUUCUCAUGGCUGAUCGUCUCGUCGACCAAGAAGAGGCCUCCUCCGCCCUGCGGCGAUGGCGGCCGGCGGCUGCCGCUGCCACCGUCGCCGCCGGGUGUCCCGCUACUCGGGCACCUCCCGCUUCUUGGCACCUUGCCGCACCGGAAGCUCCGGUCGAUGGCCGAGGCGCACGGCCCGGUGAUGCUGCUGCGGCUCGGCCGCGUGCCCGCCGUCGUGGCGUCGUCGGCGGCCGCGGCUGAGGAGGUGAUGAGGACCCGGGACCUGGCGUUCGCGAGCCGGCCCAGGGUGCGCAUGUCGGAGCGGCUCUUCUACGGCCGCGACAUGGCGUUCGCGCCCUACGGCGAGUUCUGGCGCCAGGCGCGCCGCGUCACCGUGCUCCACCUCCUCAGCCCGCGCCGCGUCCUCUCCUUCCGCGGCGUCCGGGAGCAGGAGGUCGCCGCGCUGCUGGACCGCGUCCGGCGCCGCUGCGGCGGCGGCGGCGAGACCGUGAACCUGAGCGACCUGCUCAUGUCCUACGCCCACGGCGUCAUCUCCCGGGCGGCGUUCGGCCACGGCGGCGCGCACGGGUUCGACGGCGACGAGGGGGGAGAGAAGCUGAGGAAGCUGUUCGCCGACUUCGAGGGGCUUCUCGGGACGAUGACGGUGGGGGAGUUCGUGCCAUGGCUGGCGUGGGUGGACAAGCUGACGGGCCUUGACGCCAAGGUGGCGCGCACGUCGGCGGCGAUGGACGGCUUGCUGGAGCGUGUCAUCGCGGACCACCGCGAGCGGCGGCGCAGCCGCGGCCAGGCGGUCGGCGACGGCGAGGCGGACGCUGAUCACCGGGACUUCGUGGACGUGAUGCUGGACGUGAGCGAGGCGGAGGAGGGCGCCGGCGCCGGCGCCGGAGGAGUGCUGUUCGACACUGUCGCCAUCAAGGCCGUUAUCCUGGACAUGAUGGCCGCCGGCACAGACUCCAGCUUCACCACCACGGAAUGGGUCAUGGCGGAGCUCAUCAACCAUCCACGCGUGAUGCGCAAGCUGCAGGAUGAGAUUCGCGCGGUCGUGGGCACAUCGAGUGCAUCCGCCGCCGCCGCCGCCACCGGCGGCGGCCAAGUCACCGAGGACCACCUCGGCGAGCUGCCCUUCCUCAGGGCCGUGAUCAAGGAGAUGCUCCGGCUGCACGCGCCGGGGCCGCUUCUCCUCCCCCGCGAGACGGUGGAGGACACGGAGCUGCUGGGCUACCGCAUCCCGGCGCGCACGCGGGUGAUCAUCAACGUGUGGGCCAUCGGCCGCGACGCGGCGGCGUGGGGUGAUUCCGCGGAGGAGUUCGUGCCGGAGCGGUGGCUCGAUGGCGGCGGCGGUGGCGGCGUGGAGUACGCGCAGCAGCUGGGGAAGGACUCCAGGUUUGUGCCGUUCGGCGCCGGGAGGAGAGGCUGCCCCGGCGCCGGGUUCGCCGCGCUGAGCGUCGAGCUGGCGCUCGCCAACCUGCUGUACCACUUCGACUGGGAGUUGCCACCGCCGGCGGCCAGCGGGAUCAUGGCGACGACGAGAUUGGACAUGGACGAGCUGUUCGGAUUGUCCGUGCGUCUCAAGGCGGAUCUGAAUCUAGUUGCCAAGCCGUGGUCUCCUGGAGCAUCUUAAUUAAUUUCUCUGUAUACUAUAUCUCAUUAUAAAUUUAUUAUGUUUUCUAUGUGUUUCAAACUUUCAUUUGUGUGACUGCGUUGAUGCUGCUUAUGUAUGUAUGUAUGUAUGUAUGUAUAUGAGUUUGCACAGUGAAUGUUUUUGUUUUAUAAGUAAAGGAAUAGAUUUAUUCCAAUCUCUGCA